Epithele typhae is the source of this 372-nucleotide messenger RNA. Its product is annotated as cyclin-dependent kinase regulatory subunit. The transcript has 3 exons. Lineage: Eukaryota; Fungi; Basidiomycota; Agaricomycetes; Polyporales; Epitheliaceae. Bases 1 to 372 code for a protein of 123 amino acids. Gene Ontology annotation, molecular function: histone binding; ubiquitin binding; cyclin-dependent protein serine/threonine kinase activator activity. Gene Ontology annotation, cellular component: SCF ubiquitin ligase complex; cyclin-dependent protein kinase holoenzyme complex. Gene Ontology annotation, biological process: regulation of mitotic cell cycle. The record is from RefSeq and is a predicted model, not a curated record.
AUGGCUUCCAACGACCUCAAGAGUGACGCCGCAAUGCGGAAACUUGAAGAGUACAUCGAAAAGAUCUACUACUCUGAACGGUACUCAGACGACGAGUAUGAGUACCGCCAUGUUGUCCUCCCGAAGCCGCUGUUCAAGAUGAUCCCGAAGAACCUCUUUGAUCCGGACAACACUGGAACUUUGAGAUUACUGUCGGAGGAGGAGUGGCGAAGCAUUGGGAUCACGCAAAGCCUCGGAUGGGAGCAUUACGAAGUCCACGCCCCCGAACCGCAUGUCUUGCUUUUCCGUCGACCCAAGAACUUCGACGCGAUGCAAGCCUCAGGAACGAACGGAAGGGUUGCUGGAGGAGCGGCUAAGCCGAAGCGGAAGUGA